Selaginella moellendorffii is the source of this 810-nucleotide messenger RNA. Its product is annotated as receptor-like protein kinase 2. NCBI's taxonomy places the organism in Eukaryota, Viridiplantae, Streptophyta, Lycopodiopsida, Selaginellales, Selaginellaceae. Bases 1 to 810 code for a protein of 269 amino acids. The record is from RefSeq and is a predicted model, not a curated record. Gene Ontology annotation, molecular function: protein binding. The transcript has a single exon.
AUGGAGCUGGGAGGCCUGGAAAAGCUCCAGAAUCUCGACUUGAGCUACAACUCUCUCGCAGGAGCGAUUCCGGGUGAGUUGGGACGGUUGCAGAGCUUGUCGAUUCUCGAUCUUAGCAACAACAAGCUGGGGGGACAUAUCCCGGAUUCGAUCGGGAAGCUGGCGCAGCUCAAGAAGCUGGAUCUAAGCAGCAACGCGCUGGAUGGAUCCAUCCCAGCCGCGCUUGGGAGCUUGAGCAAUCUCCAGUUCUUGGCUCUGGAUAAGAACAGCAUCACUGGCGGCAUCCCUCGCGAGCUGCAAGGAUUGAGCAACCUCCAGUCACUCCUCCUCCAGGAUAAUCCCAUGCACACGACCAUACCUGACUUUUGGAAGAGCCUUGGAAAAAUCUCGCAGCUGAGGCUUUCCAACUCGGGAUACACGGGCGGCAUUCCGGGAUCCAUUGUUCUUCUCAAGAACCUCACGGAACUGGCGCUGGAAAGGAACUUCCUCACGGGCUCCAUCCCCGAAAGCUUGGGAUCACUCCCAAACAUCUACCACUUGAAUCUCAGCAACAACCUCUUGUCCGGUCUCGUCCCCUUCGCUCCUAGUUUCUACGCGAGACUGGGUGAUAACUUAGAUCUUCAUGGCAACACCGGAUUGUGCUCUACUGCCGCUGCUAGAUCCGAUGAUCUGAGGAGCUGCCCGGGUGGAAAAUCGAGCCAGUCAUUGUCAUCAUCCAGCUCUUCCUCGGCUCCAUCACAGCAGCAACGAGUUCUUCGCAGCUUCUUUUCCAUCUCCGUGUUCUUUUAUUUCAUCUGUACGGUUCCUUAG